Molecule: messenger RNA, 812 nt
Organism: Raphanus sativus (radish)
Lineage: Eukaryota; Viridiplantae; Streptophyta; Magnoliopsida; Brassicales; Brassicaceae
Product: ABC transporter D family member 1-like
Biological process (GO): fatty acid beta-oxidation; very long-chain fatty acid catabolic process; long-chain fatty acid import into peroxisome
Cellular component (GO): peroxisomal membrane
Molecular function (GO): ATP binding; long-chain fatty acid transmembrane transporter activity; ABC-type transporter activity
Source: RefSeq, a predicted model, not a curated record
CAGCGAAUUGCCAGCGAUGUACCAAGAUUCUCCUCAGAGUUGAGCGAGCUUAUACAGGAUGAUUUGACAGCAGUUACUGAUGGGAUUUUGUAUGCAUGGCGCCUUUGUUCAUAUGCUAGUCCAAAAUACAUCUUCUGGAUACUGGCAUAUGUACUGGGAGCCGGUACUGCGAUAAGGACCUUUUCUCCUUCUUUUGGCAAAUUGAUGUCCAAAGAGCAGCAGUUGGAAGGGGAGUACCGACAACUUCAUUCACGCUUAAGGACUCACUCGGAAAGCAUAGCAUUCUAUGGUGGGGAAACCAGGGAAGAAUCUCAUAUACAAAAAAGUUCAAGAAUCUUGUUACUCAUAUGAGUGACGUCCUUCAUGAUCACUGGUGGUUUGGCAUGAUCCAAGAUUUUCUGCUGAAGUAUCUUGGUGCCACAGUUGCUGUUAUUCUGAUCAUCGAGCCAUUCUUCUCUGGGCAUCUAAGACCUGAUGACUCGACCUUAGGGAGAGCAGAGAUGCUAAGCAAUAUAAGAUAUCACACCAGUGUCAUUAUUUCUCUCUUUCAGGCGUUAGGAACACUUUCUAUAGUUCCAGGCGGCUCAGCCGACUCAGUGGUUAUGCUGACCGAAUCCAUGAGUUGAUGGCUGUCUCGAGAGAACUCAGUGGUGAUGAUAAAACAUCUUUACAGAGAAAUAGAAGCAGAAAUUACCUUACUGAGGCUAGCUAUGUUGAGUUUUCGGGUGUCAAGGUUGUUACUCCAACGGGAAAUGUUUUGGUGGAGGAUCUCACCCUUCGAGUUGAGCAAGGAUCUAAUCUUCUUAUUACAG